AUGAUUGUAAAAGGAGACGGAACUGAACUCGCCAAGGAUGCCACGGUGGGUCUGGUGAAUUACCCCGUGGCCUCCAUUUUCAGUCAGUUGGAUGUCACACUGGGAGACCACCUCGUAAGCCAAAGCAACAACUGUUACCCUUACAGGGCCUUUAUAGAAUCAGUGCUCAGUUACAGCAACGACACCCUCGCCACACAAUUUUCCGCUGGCCUGUUUUACAAAGACACUGCUGGACCACACAAAGAAAUGGAGUUGGAUGGAAGGAAUCUAGGGUUUGUGAGGCGUGCAAAGCUGAUGGCCCAGAGCAGAAUAGUAGAACUGCUGGGUCAUUUACAUAGCGACCUGUUUUUUCAAGAAAAACUUUUGUUGAACGGAGUGGAUGUGAAAAUUAAACUGACGUGCAGUAAAGAUGCUUUCUGUUUAAUGGGCAGUGCGACUGAAUGGUUUAAAGUGUACAUUGUAUCAGCGUCCCUUUUUGUGAAGAAAGUACAGGUGGCCCUGAGUAUCCAUCUUGGGCAUACAGAGGCCCUGCUUACCGCUAAUGCUAAAUACCCUGUGGACCAUGUGGGAAUGAAAAUGUUUAGCAUCCCUGCGGGCAGCAGGAUGAGUAAGCAGAAGAACCUGUUCUUGGGACAGUUACCCAACAUGCUUGUCCUAGGGUUUGUGGAUAAUGAUGCCUUUAGUGGAAGUUAUGCUAAAAAUCUCUUUCAUUUUAAACAUUAUGAUACUAAUUUUGUGGCUUUGUAUGUGGCUGGUGAACAGAUACCAACCAAGCCUCUGGAACCAGACUUCGAGGCAGGAUGCUACGUAAGAGAAUACAUGAAUCUGAUACAGAUGGCUGGUAAACACAUGAAAGAUCGUUCUCUGUUAAUCGACCGUGAGGAGUUUGCACAGGGUUACACCUUGUUUGCCUUUGACCUGUCUCCUGACCAGGAAUGCGCCAAUCACUAG
Molecule: messenger RNA, 951 nt
Organism: Gopherus evgoodei (Goodes thornscrub tortoise)
Lineage: Eukaryota; Metazoa; Chordata; Testudines; Testudinidae
Exons: 1
Coding region: 1-951 (316 amino acids)
Biological process (GO): deoxyribonucleotide biosynthetic process
Cellular component (GO): cytosol
Molecular function (GO): ribonucleoside-diphosphate reductase activity, thioredoxin disulfide as acceptor
Source: RefSeq, a predicted model, not a curated record